AUGAAGGUCAUCUUUGGCCUCGUAUUUCUAGCACAUAGCGUUUACGCUUGGUUGCCCGGCAUCGACCGCGAUCUGGAUGCUUUCAACACAACACACGUUUACAAACAGUUACAAGAACGCAAUUUCACGCAAUACUUCGCUCCAACUCUUCCAAGCGGAGUCAGAAAGAUUCGAGGGGUUAACUUUGGCGGCUGGCUAAUAUCAGAGCAAUGGAUGAUGCAGGACGAAUGGAGUAACACCAUGGGUUGCGGGAACUCAGCCUCAGAGUUUGAUUGCAUGCGUGACCAUUACUCGGGCGAUCAACGAGAGACCGGCAACCAGAAAUUCGAAGACCAUUGGAGUUCAUGGAUUACUCCCGAUACUGUCGACUCAGUCAACUAUGUCGGCCUGAACACAAUUCGCAUUCCCAUUGGGUAUUGGUCCUACACCGAGAUUGUUGAUCAGUCCUCGGAGCCUUUCGCAGACGGCGAUCGAAUGCUGCCUUAUCUGGACGCCGUCGUCGAAAGGGCCGCCCAGAACGGCAUGUAUGUAGUUAUUGAUUUCCAUGGCGCUCCUGGUGGUCAACAAGAAGACAUCUUCACCGGGCAAAACAAUCACCCAGCAGGCUUCUUCAACGACUACAACUACGGCCGUGCAGAGCAAUGGCUAUCCUGGAUGACAAAUCGAAUCCAUACCAACUCAGCGUAUCGUACAGUGGGAAUGAUCGAAGUCCUUAACGAGCCAGUCUCAAUGCACGACAAGAACUCAGACGGAAGCAAUCGUUAUCCAGCUCCUGGCGAAGACCCCGGCCUAGUCCAGACAUACUACCCAGCAGCCCUUGCGGCUGUACGAUCCGCGGAAGACAACCUCAACAUCGCCAGCUCGCAACGUCUACAUGUACAGUUCAUGUCUCAAAAGUGGCUGUCAGGGGAUCCACGAUCGACUUCAGCUGUACAGAAUGACCAGAUGACGAGCUACGAUGACCACAACUACAUCGGCUUCGCACUUCAGAGUACCAGCGAUCAAUACCAACUGAUACACAGUGCCUGCACUGACUCCCGCCUCGUCAGCGGCGAAGACUUCCUGAUCACCGGCGAAUGGAGCAUGACCUCAGGAGUUGACCCCAACGACAAGACCUUCUUCCAAAAGCUCUUUACUGCACAGCAACAGCUCUAUGAGGUUCCUGGAAUGUCAGGUUGGAUGUUCUGGACGUGGAAGACGCAGUUGAAUGAUCCUCGUUGGACGUAUUCGGAUGCGACGUCUUUGGGCUAUAUUCCUACGAAUGCGGCGGAUUUGGAUAACAAUGUGUUUCAGGAUGUGUGCAGUGGAUAUACAUAG
Zasmidium cellare ATCC 36951 is the source of this 1317-nucleotide messenger RNA. RefSeq names its product glycoside hydrolase family 5 protein. Bases 1 to 1317 code for a protein of 438 amino acids. Gene Ontology annotation, cellular component: extracellular region; cell surface. The transcript is spliced from 3 exons. Gene Ontology annotation, biological process: glucan catabolic process. Lineage: Eukaryota; Fungi; Ascomycota; Dothideomycetes; Mycosphaerellales; Mycosphaerellaceae. The record is from RefSeq and is a predicted model, not a curated record. Gene Ontology annotation, molecular function: beta-glucosidase activity.